Penicillium pulvis is the source of this 348-nucleotide messenger RNA. Its product is annotated as DUF3140 domain-containing protein. The coding region runs from base 1 to 348 and encodes 115 amino acids. The record is from RefSeq and is a predicted model, not a curated record. NCBI's taxonomy places the organism in Eukaryota, Fungi, Ascomycota, Eurotiomycetes, Eurotiales, Aspergillaceae. The transcript is spliced from 3 exons.
AUGGUGAAGGAUAGAGACACUGUUAUCAGGGAGUUCAAUGAUCUCGUCAACAUGAGUCCAAACGAACUGCGUGAUUGGCUCAAAGAGGAACAGUCAGUUUCAUCGGGAUGGAAUAACGAUUCAGGAGAGACUAUUGGCCAUGAAAGUGGUCGGAAGAUUGUGGAAAUUCUUGAGCACAACCCCGACGAGGAUCCAUCCGGUUACUCAGAUGAAGAGAUCGACCACAUGCGCCGUGUGGUAUCCUACUGCAAACGCCACUUAGCCCAGGAGGAGAGCGCGAAACGCAACCCCGAAAGCAAAAGUUAUAGAUCUCUCAAGAAUUGGGGACACGAUGCGCUGAAGGAGUAA